AGACAAGCAUCUUUGCUCUGGACGUUAUUACAUUCUAGAUCAUGGCCAGGAACCAGCUUGCGUCUCUAAACAUACAAUGGCAUAACGUUGUUAGGAUAUCCUUCAAAGAGAAAUCUCUACGAUACCAUAGGUAAUGUAAUCUGAAGAGCCAUCAUGCAGAGAAACGUCGUUGCUCCAAACGACAUCCUGCUAUAUAACUACCUUGUUAGUAGAGGGUAACGGAGAACCGGAAUGGCAAAUAGUGUCAACAAAUUAGUUCAAAAUACAGGCUCCAAGUAUUUCAGACACUGGCAAUGUUUACCAGCUUUGGCCACAAUCGUCUUCGUCGAGGAAUUUGUAUCCAUCUGUAUUCAUUCCAGUAAACGCGAUCAGGUCUUAAAACGACUGGUGGCACAACACGUGGGAGCAUGAUGCCUGGCACCGCAGCCCCGUUUGCUU
Pseudomassariella vexata is the source of this 438-nucleotide messenger RNA. RefSeq lists its product as uncharacterized. The record is from RefSeq and is a predicted model, not a curated record. The transcript is spliced from 2 exons. Lineage: Eukaryota; Fungi; Ascomycota; Sordariomycetes; Amphisphaeriales; Pseudomassariaceae. Bases 232 to 411 code for a protein of 59 amino acids.